AUGAAUCUUUCUCAGUCUUCAUGGAUUGGUAAUGCCAGUGAGUGUAACACCUUUGUCCACGCAACUGUUCCUUUACAUGUAAGAUAUAAUUCUGCCGAUUCAUUCUAUAGCUUGCUUGUCGCAGCAGCUGUUUUCAACUUGGCCGCUUGUCCUUUGACCAUUUUGUUGAACGCUUUGGUUAUGGUUGCCGUGAAAACCAGACGAAGACUUCAAACACACCCUAACAUUUUGUUGGCCUGUUUGGCACUCACCGAUCUGAUGGUAGGACUUCUUGUACAACCCCUUCACAUAACCAAGUCUAUUUUCCUCCUACAAGGGAAAGAUACCCAAGUAUUUUGUGUCAUUGAGGUUGCUUUAACGAUGUCUUUUGCGAUAUUUAUGUUUGCAACAGUUUUCCAUUUACUUUUAAUGAGCGUUGAGCGAUAUCUUGCUAUUAAACAUACCUUCACUCACGCUACAGUCGUCACCAAAGCUCGCCUGGUCAUUUCCUCUGCUGUGGCGUGGAUUGCAGCCAUCGUGUUAUUUCUCGUUGCUUCGUAUUCAACUAUUGUAAGUUUUAUUAACCAUGUAACCAUCAUUUCUGCAAUUAUCGUACUUCAAAUUUCUGUUUAUAAGGAGGCCCGUCGACACGAAAAACAAAUUCUUUCACAGCAAGUUUCCAUGGAGGCCAGACAAAAAUUUAAACAGGAAAAAAGAGCUUUAAAACUGAUUACGAUAAUACUAGUGGCAAUUUUUCUGUGUUUAUUUCUCUCUCCGAUUUUCAUGUUUACUGCAUGGCAUAUUUUUAGCGAAACCUUUUCAAUUGAAGUUCAAACAUUAGUUCGUCAUAUUAGCUUUGUACCGGUGAUAAUCAAUUCAUUUCUUAACCCAGUCAUUUACACUGUGAGGAAGAAGCAGUUUCGAAUUGCUUUUAUUGAGUUGCUUUUGAGAAAAAGUUUACAAGAAGCUGAACAAUUUGGAAUGAGACUGUUUAGAUCACCAAACAAUGCUCUGAGACAAAAUGUACAGGAAGACGAGGGACGGGAGCAAAAUGUUGUCCACACUGAAGGUAACCUUGAAAAUGUUCCCGAGGUCCUCGCUUCUGAUGCUAAUUUUGAUGACAAAAACAUAACCGCUGCACAGCACGAAUCUCCUUCCUCAAAGGCACUCACAGGCACAUCCAGAAAGACAAAGAAUGUACGUGGCAAGGAAAAAAACUCCUGCACACGAUAAAAGCAAAGAAGAAGAUAAUCUUGCAGCUCUCAGUCGUCCCAAGCCCUUGUUUUGAUUGGAAAAACGCUGAAAUCAUUCAAGGCGACGAUGUAUCCUCGAAGAAACUCGAGACUGAACCAAAAUGACUGAAAAACAACCUCAGCAUCGAAAUUUAGCAGAGAAAGCGGACGAGGAAAUCAAAAUUGUGGAAGAAAAUAUUGCUAGGUGAUUGACAGAAGUGACGACGACAUUGAACCCAUCUCGCGAAACUGAUAUUAGGCGUCGUUCACACUAAGCCGGAGGAAUUUGAAAACGGAGGUUUCUUUCUGAAAACGCAUCAAAUGU
Molecule: messenger RNA, 1536 nt
Organism: Orbicella faveolata
Lineage: Eukaryota; Metazoa; Cnidaria; Anthozoa; Scleractinia; Merulinidae
Biological process (GO): G protein-coupled receptor signaling pathway
Cellular component (GO): plasma membrane
Molecular function (GO): G protein-coupled receptor activity
Source: RefSeq, a predicted model, not a curated record